Esox lucius (northern pike) is the source of this 4734-nucleotide messenger RNA. RefSeq lists its product as uncharacterized. NCBI's taxonomy places the organism in Eukaryota, Metazoa, Chordata, Actinopteri, Esociformes, Esocidae. The record is from RefSeq and is a predicted model, not a curated record. The transcript has 16 exons. Bases 966 to 4385 code for a protein of 1139 amino acids.
UCCAAUAUUGUUUUUUGGUCUUGACCCUUGCAUACAGAGAUUUCUCCAGAUUCUCUGAAUCUUUUAAUUAUGUUACUUACCAUUGAGGAUGACUUGCCCAAACUCUUUGCAAUUUUACGUUGACAAACGUGAUUCUUAAAGUUAAGUCAAGUUACUGACCUGUUGCGAACUAAUUUAGUUAGUUGUGAGAUGUUCCACUAGGCUUUUUUUUUGUUGCAUUACACAACUUUUCCAGUCUUUUAUUGCCCCUUUCCCAGCUUUUUGAAACUUUUCAAGUUGAACAGUACAGUACAACAUAUACACUAAACUGUAGAAUUGUUAAUAAUAAAUAUUUCUACUGUAUGGUUCCUCCUCUUCGUCUUAUUACUAUUCUUAGGGGACUACGCCCUGAAAGUUGGUGUGAAGCAUUUGUAUGGGCUAUGAGCUUCCCCUUCUUAAUUUGCUGAUUUGAAACGUAUAUGUUCCAGGAGGUGAAUGUAUGCACAGUCCUUUUCCCAACAUCAGUCCAUCUGCUGUUAAAGUAUUCUCUUAACCCAACUUAAUGGAGGGUUAAUGGAGUUUGGGAUUUGAGUCACAUGUAAACAUAUGAGUUCCUAGUGAAUCAGAUACACUUCAAAAGAAAUAUAACUCAGUGGGAAUGUACUUCUAAUAGAGUUUACCUACAUUUUUUGUAUUUUUUAACUGCUGAAUAAAAAUGACAUAUUUACCAAGGGGGGCCAAUAAUUCUUGAGAGUUAGGGUUACCAUAUUCAUUAAACCUGGAGCUAAAAUCUGUUUCCAUAUGUGACAGUGACACUAGUUUCCUUCUUGCCUAACGUCUUAAAGAGGAAGGAAAACAGUUCAGCCCACUUCUACUCUGCUCUGACUACUUGCAACACGUGUGUGUACCAAACGCUUCUUGUUUCCUCAUUGCCAGUCAGUUGUUUUGCAAAGCCACAGCCCCACGUAAUAAAAAGAGAUACAACAAUGGUCUUGAAAACAGCAUAUAGUCUGUUGGUCGUUUUUCUCUGGUCCGUGACUGCAACUACGGCAAAAGACUUUGGCCAGAUAAUCCAGGUGGUGGUGUCACCAAUUGUUUCCAAGAAGGGAGAGAAUGUAACACUGACCUGUGUCACCAACUGUACUCUGACCAACGCUACCUACAUCUGGUACAGAAACGGUCAACGUCUAGAUAAGCCUACUUCCAGGCAACACUCAGUAGUAGGAACUUUGUCAUCCAGUUACUCCUGUUCUGUAAAAGACCUUGAGGAUCUCCACUCUCCUUCAGUGUGUGUUCUGGGUAGACAAUGUUUCAACGUGACUUAUACCCGUCAGAGUAUCUGUGCCUUGAAGGGCUCAGUGGUGGAUCUUCCCUGCAAGUAUCAAUAUCCAAAUAAUCACACACUCUCUUGGACAAGCUGGUAUGUCCAAGAGAGAGGUGACGAGAGGCCUGUUAUACUGAGUUCAUUGCCAGAGUAUUCAGGUCGUGUGAAGUACCUUGGAGAUAAUAUGAGUGAAUGUACCCUGAGAAUCACAGACCUGAGAGAGACUGACUCAGCUGAGUACAAGUUCAGAUUUAAAACACAGAAUGCAGAGUGGGGGUACAGCUUCCCUGGAACAACUCUGACUGUCACAGACCUGCAGGUGAAGGUGACUCCUGGCACAGGGGGAAAUCACACUAAAACUCUGACCUGUUCCACCAGCUGUAAUCUGACUGACAACUCCAACCUCACCUACGUCUGGUACAUGAACGGACAACGUCUUGAUAAACCCGUUUCCCAUCAACACUCUGUCAAGGAAUAUUACAUCAACAGUUACUCCUGUUCUUUACUGAAUCUCCGCUCUGCUGUGGUGUGUGUUGUGGGUCAGAGCUGCAUGAAUGUCAGUUACACCCAUCAAAGUGUCUGUGCCUUGAAGGGCUCCACAGUGAACAUCUCCUGCACGUUCAGUCACCCGAACAGGCAAAAUGUCACAGAAAAAACCUGGUUCAACAAAUGGGACUCUGGAGUAAUUCAUGACUUGAUCCAGAACCCAGAGUAUGCAGGUCGGGUGGAGUACCAUCGAACUACAGACAAGGACUCCACCCUGACUGUUACAGACCUGAGAGAGAGUGACUCUGCUGAGUACAAGUUCAGAUUUACAUCAAACAAAGUAACAUGGGGCUACAGCUUCCCUGGGACAACUCUGACUGUUACUGACCUGCAGGUGAAGGUGACUCCUGGCACAGGGGGAAAUCACACUAAAACUCUGACCUGUUCCACCAGCUGUAAUCUGACUGACAACUCCAACCUCACCUACGUCUGGUACAUGAACGGACAACGUCUUGAUAAACCCGUUUCCCAUCAACACUCUGUCAAGGAAUAUUACAUCAACAGUUACUCCUGUUCUUUACUGAAUCUCCGCUCUGCUGUGGUGUGUGUUGUGGGUCAGAGCUGCAUGAAUGUCAGUUACACCCGUCAAAGUGUCUGUGCCUUGAAGGGCUCCACAGUGAACAUCUCCUGCACGUUCAGUCAUCUGAAGAAGCUUAAUGCCACAGAAGAAGCCUGGUUCAACAAAUGGGACUCUGGAGUAAUUAUAGACUUGAACCAGGACCCAGAGUAUGCAGGUCGGGUGGAGUACCAUCGAACUACAGACAAAGACUCCACCCUGACUGUUAAAGACCUGAGAGAGACUGACUCUGCUGAGUACAAGUUCAGAUUUACAACAAACAAAGUAACAUGGGGCUACAGCUUCCCUGGGACAACUCUGACUGUUACUGACCUGCAGGUAAGGGUGACUCCUGGCACAGGGGGAAAAACUCUGACCUGUUCCACCAGCUGUAAUCUGACUGACAACUCCAACCUCACCUACGUCUGGUACAAGAACGGACAACGUCUUGAUGAACCCGUUUCCCGUCAACACUCUGUCAAGGAAUAUUACACAGACAGUUACUCCUGUUCUUUAUUGAAUCUCCGCUCUGCUGUGGCGUGUGUUGUGGGUCAGAGCUGCAUGAAUGUCAGUUACACCCAUCAAAGUGUCUGUGCCUUGAAGGGCUCCACAGUGAACAUCUCCUGCACGUUCAGUCAUCUGAAGAAGCUUAAUACCACAGAAGAAGCCUGGUUCAACAAAUGGGACUCUGGAGUAAUUAUAGACUUGAACCAGGACCCAGAGUAUGCAGGUCGGGUGGAGUACCAUCGAACUACAGACAAGGACUCCACCCUGACUGUUACAGACCUGAGAGAGAGUGACUCUGCUGAGUACAAGUUCAGAUUUACAUCAAACAAAGUAACAUGGGGCUACAGCUUCCCUGGGACAACUCUGACUGUUACUGACCUGCAGGUGAAGGUGACUCCUGGCACAAGGUGGAAUCAAACUAGAACUCUGACCUGUUCCACCAGCUGUAAUCUGACUGACAACUCCAACCUCACCUACGUCUGGUACAAGAACGGACAACGUCUUGAUGAACCCGUUUCCCGUCAACACUCUGUUAAGGAAUAUUACACAGACAGUUACUCCUGUUCUUUAUUGAAUCUCCGCUCUGCUAUGGUGUGUGUUGUGGGUCAGAGCUGCAUGAAUGUCAGUUACACCCAUCAAAGUGUCUGUGCCUUGAAGGGCUCCACAGUGAACAUCUCCUGCACGUUCAGACAUCUAAAGAAUCAUAAUGCCACAGAAGAAACCUGGUUCAACAAAUGGGACUCUGGAGUAAUUAUAGACUUGAACCAGGACCCAGAGUAUGCAGGUCGGGUGGAGUACCAUCAAACUACAGACAAGGACUCCACCCUGACUGUUACAGACCUGAGAGAGAGUGACUCUGCUGAGUACAAGUUCAGAUUUACAUCAAACAAAGUAACAUGGGGCUACAGCUUCCCUGGGACAACUCUGACUGUUACUGACAUCCAGGUGAAGGUGACUCCUGCUACAGAGGAAGGAAAGGUCAAUCUGACCUGUAUCACAUCCUGUCCUCUGACUGACAACUCCAACACCACCUACAUCUGGUACAAGAACGGACAACAUCUCACCCACCAAAAGACCAUGACUAAUUACCUGAUCCUUGACCCUGACAGCAUGGAGGAUAGAGGCAGAUACUCCUGUGGUGUAAAAGGCCUUACGAAUGUCCACUCUCCUGAAUUCUCUGUAGGGGAACAAAGAGUUACAACUGGUGUCAUAGUAGGAAUCACAGUAGUUGUUGUGAUUCUAAUUCUCUGUCUCUCUGGCUUCAUUUGGUUCAGUAAGAAGGCCUCCAAAUCCACUUCUGAUGGACCCAACACAGCAGUGAUUGGACAGACAGACUCCAAUCCUGUGUAUAGCAACGUAUCAGACAUGGCCUUGACCUCUACUGCAGCACAGACAGCAGACACAGACCACCAGUUCCUCCUCCACUAUUCCAGUUUCCACUUCUCUUCCUCCAAAAAACAGGAAAAUAUAUAAUGCUCCCCUGGGAGCAGGAGUAUCCAGAGUCAUCGGAGGAGGAAGACGAGGUAUUCCUGCCACCACACUGGGAGGAGAGACUCUUCCGCCUCCCACACUUGGGGACCGGGUGCCACUUACGGUACACACCACACACCAGGGGUCCUGCACCGGUCCCCCUGCCCGGAGCCUCCCUCGGACGGGUGGGACAAGCCUGCUACGGGGGUCGGGGGUGGAGCUUCUCUCUGCUUUAUAAUUUCCCCACCGUAUCCCAGAACUUUAACACAGGCAUUCCAGAACCAUAACCCAGGUAACCCCUUUGUUAGAUUCUGUCCACGUUUGAUCCAUGAACAAAAUAAAUGUAACCAGA